This is a messenger RNA of Dendronephthya gigantea, 674 nucleotides long. RefSeq lists its product as uncharacterized. The transcript is spliced from 2 exons. NCBI's taxonomy places the organism in Eukaryota, Metazoa, Cnidaria, Anthozoa, Malacalcyonacea, Nephtheidae. The coding region runs from base 8 to 418 and encodes 136 amino acids. The record is from RefSeq and is a predicted model, not a curated record.
UUCAUGCAUGGCGACCACAAGCGAGAAAAGUGAUAGUGAAGAUGAUUGUUUUACAAUGACAAUAUUUUGUGGAGAUCACGAUGCCGACAUCAACAUUCCUUACGAGGCCUCAGCAGAUGAAAUAAGCACCAUUAUCAAAGAAACGUUCGGUGUACGUGGAUCGUUCCUAUUGCAAAUUAAGAACUAUGACGAUAGAAUUGCUCUGAAGGCAGAACCUUUGAAGAGUGUUUAUCUACAUUGCUCUUCAAUCAAGGCAGCCGCAUUGGAGAGAUACAAAGAUCAUGUCUGGGAAAUCCGAGGUUCAAACUAUCAGCGUGGAGGUGAUGCACUCUGGUAUUACCAGAGCCAAAAACUCAGACCUGAGGAUUCGAGAAAGCUGUUAGAACGUGAAAUGAAACCACUAGAUUAUCCUCCAUAAACAUCUCUUAUGCAUGGCGGCGGAUUGCAUAUACUCAAUUAAAAAGAGUGUGGACAAGAAUGGAGAAGAUAGUUGGACAUGAUAUAGCCGCUGUUGUGUAGACAUUAGCUAUAAUAGAGUGCUAGACCGGAUAGCUAUGUAUUUGCUAUUCGCAAUUUGCAUGACCUUUCCCGGGCACAAAUGAUGCACGCGUUUCCGAUAAAUUAAACAAGAAAACGUUCUUGGUUGUAAACAUGUUGAUUCAACGCUUUGUUAC